Molecule: messenger RNA, 2112 nt
Organism: Cutaneotrichosporon cavernicola
Lineage: Eukaryota; Fungi; Basidiomycota; Tremellomycetes; Trichosporonales; Trichosporonaceae
Gene: APN2
Exons: 9
Coding region: 1-2112 (703 amino acids)
Biological process (GO): base-excision repair
Cellular component (GO): nucleus
Molecular function (GO): phosphoric diester hydrolase activity; DNA-(apurinic or apyrimidinic site) endonuclease activity; double-stranded DNA 3'-5' DNA exonuclease activity
Source: RefSeq, a predicted model, not a curated record
AUGAGGAUCUUGACGUGGAACGUCAACGUCCUCCGGACGGUGCUCGACUACCACCCAUUCUCGAGCCUACCAAAUAAGAGUGUCGAAGGGCUUCUCGAGGAGCUCAAAGCAGACGUUUUCUGCUUCCAAGAACACAAGACGCGCCGCCAACAGCUGGGCCGCGGCAUGGCGUGCCCUGGGCCGUACGACGCGUUCUGGACCUUCCCUCGCAGCAAGUUAGGUUACUCAGGCGUCUGCACGUACGUCGACUCGCGUGUGUGUGUCCCGCUGCGCGCCGAGGAAGGUAUCACAGGGCUACUCCUCUCGGAGCGCGGCGGCACCAUGAAGCCCCCUUGGACUGCCGAAGAGAAGAUCGGAUGCUACCCGGACAUGGACGAUGUGGAGAUCGACGACGAGGUUGAUGGUACUGCGUUCAACCCCCGGACUCUCGACGAGGAGGGUCGUGCAGUCGUGCUGGACUUUGGCAUGUUCGUGCUGUUCAACCUCUACUGCCCCAACGAGACCAACGAACAGCGGCGGCCGUACAAGAUGAACUUCCUCCGCACGCUCCACGCGCGCGUGAAUGCGCUGGUUGCUGCGGGUCGCCAAGUCAUCGUCGCUGGCGACAUCAACGUCAUGCGUGCGCCCAUCGACUCAGGAGAAGGAGGGGUCAAGACGACGGCGGAGCAGCACUACGAGCACCCAGCACGCGUUUGGCUAAAUAACUGGUGCGCACCGAAGGGUCCGAUGGUCGAUGUUGUGCGCGAGUCAUGGCCCGACCGGGAAGGCAUGUUCACGUGCUGGAACCAGAAGAUUGACGCACGGCCGGCCAACUACGGCUCGCGCAUUGACCUCAUCUUGUGCACGCCCGCGUUGCGUCCGUGGAUCAAGGGCGGUGACAUCCAGAACAAGGUGUACGGCUCGGACCAUUGCCCAGUGUACAUCGACCUGCACGAUUCCAUUGAGCUUGAUGGGGUGACAGUACACAUCCGUGACCUGCUCAACCCAGUCGACAGACCACCAAGCACUGGUACCGUCUUUCCUUGGGACGAGCCGCGGAGCGCUCCGCAACCGCCACGCUUUGCGACCAAGUUCAUGGAGGAGUUUAGCACCAAGCAGCGCACCCUCAAGAGCCUGUGGGCGAACACCAAGCCGAAAGCCAAAGUGGAGACGAAGGUGGAGGAGACAAGAGUCCAACCUGAGCUUCCAAAGGAGGACCCUCCGCCGCAAGAGUUAUCCUCGGCCAUGGGCAUUGCCCGCGCGGCGUUCGAGACGCUCGAUGCUCCACCAGAUACUGCAGGACCGACCCAAAUGAUCGAGUCCCAGCCAACGCAGGCAUCAACAUUCGUCUCUGCACCUACACAAUCCACACAACUCACACAAGAUUCACCGCCUACAAAGAACACUUUGCGGCAAAUGAAGCGUUCCGGGGCCGAGACGGUUGACCUGACACUUGAAGACCCGCCACCCACGAAGAAGGUCGCAUUGGAACGGUUGGAACGGACGAAGAGUGCCCCGGCUCCCAAAGGGAAGACUAAGAAGACACCAGCAGGUGGACAAGCUAAGCUGGCUGCGUUCUGGUCGAUGCCCAAGACCAAGCCAAAGGCGAAGGAGCCAAGUCCGCCACGCCUUCCCCCACCCGCCACCGGAAGCACUGCCAAGAAGGCUCUUGCGAUUGACAAUUCUCUCUCUGGUGAGGACAAGCCACCAGAUACUGUCCAAGAUGAGCUCUUCGCCCAGGCUUUGGCGGAUGAGGACGCCGAGAUGGAGGCAGAACGUGUGCGACAGCGUGACGCUCGCAACGAGGCGGCGGGGACGACGUGGGCAAACAUGUUUGCGCCGAAGAAGGCCCCGGUGUGCACUGUCCAUCAGCACCCGUGCAAGGACUUUAUCGUCAAGACCCCAGGCCCGAACAAGGGCAAGCGCUUCUGGCUGUGCUCCAAAGCUGACCUCUGGCCUGUUGGGCCUGGAUACGACAUGGGUCGGUCGAAACGACCGCGUGAGGACGUAGAUUCCCGCUAUCGGUGUAAUUUCUUCCUAUGGGACUCUGCCAAUUCGCAGCGGGAGGCUCCGCGGCGGCUAGGUGGAAGCAGCGGAGACGGCAUGGGUACUGGCAGUGGGCAAUGCGUGUAA